Histoplasma capsulatum G186AR is the source of this 531-nucleotide messenger RNA. RefSeq lists its product as uncharacterized. The record is from RefSeq and is a predicted model, not a curated record. The transcript is spliced from 3 exons. The coding region runs from base 1 to 531 and encodes 176 amino acids. NCBI's taxonomy places the organism in Eukaryota, Fungi, Ascomycota, Eurotiomycetes, Onygenales, Ajellomycetaceae.
AUGGUCCUCCCUCGCUCCACACUCUUCCGCACACUGUUCACGGCCCAGCAGUCCACGAGAAUAGCCGGCGCCCGAGCUUCUACCAGGGUUUGGCAACAGGCCACGAGAAGAACAUAUGCGUCUGGCGGUGGUGAAUCUAAGAAAAGCAGUGACUUGCCAUGCUUCCUGCUUGCCGAUGGUCCCAAAAAACCCACCCACUCUGAACUACACAUGCCGACUCACAAGGACACCGAAGAGGUACAUAUAUCAGAGAAGCAGGCUGCAAGCGAAGUUGAAGAAGAGGAAGAAAAGGACAAGACCGAACCAGAACGUGACUCUGCCCCCUCACCAAAGGAAUCGGACCAAUCCGUGCGCGGUGGCCAGGGGGAGGCGAAGGAAGCUUUAGAGGAAACCUCUGCUUCUGAGUCUACGAAGGAUGCUGAGGAUGCCUCCGCAAAAAAGAUGGAGUCGGAGAAGAAAGAGAAACUUCCUGAAAAGGACGAGGCAAAGCCCUCCCACGCUUCCAGCGCGGACACUUCGGCCGCAAAAUAA